GUGACUAUAGGACAUGUGUCUACGCUAUGAGCCGUGUUAGUCUCAGGAAGAAGAAUAUCAUGAGACAUCAGAUGAUCUACACGCUAUUUAUUGUCUUUGUGCUAACCUGUAUUAUAUUGAUUUCAUCUAUACUAUCAACAUAUGGAAAUUGUAAAUAUUGGAAUAAGAAAUUACAUUUUAAUUCACUUCUGACACUGGGAAUGCACCCUCGUCUAAAACUGGGAACGGUGAAUCUCACUGAUGGAGUCUAUACUUACAACCUGAACUUUUCUGAGUUCUGGACUGAAUUCCCGUACCUACAAAGUUAUCAGUGCUCACUUAAACUCACGCCACAUGGCCAAUUUGAGAAGAAGUCCACUCGACCACUCUUAAUCCUGGCUAUUAAAUCCCACCCAGCCUUCAGCACAAGACGAGCGAUGCUGAGACAAACAUGGGCUACAGAGAGAGAGGUCAAUGGGUACUGGGUGAAACCCAUCUUUCUUACAGCACAAGCUGACAAUCCCAGACAGAUGGAACUCAUGAAGUCAGAGAGUCGAGAGUUUGGAGACAUUCUACAGUGGAACUUCACUGAAAGUCAUAAUAACCUUUCUCUAAAGGAACGCUGCUUCCUGGAAUGGCUUCAAUAUCACAUCCCUUGGGUGGCAUUUAUAUUCAAAGGAGAUGAUGAUGAAUAUGUGAAUCCCUAUGCUGUGGUGAAGUAUAUAAAGGAACAUGGCUCCUCCCCUCUCACAUCACACGGCUACCUGCGUCCUCAUUCAGCCGUUAUGCGUCACACCAAAUACCGCAUUUCAGAGAAUCUCUAUCCUUUCCAUUUAUUUCCCGACUUCCUCUCCGGGGGGGGCUUUCUGUUCCCAGGGCACUCGGUGAAGAAGCUGUACGACGCAUCCAAGAAAAUCCCUGUUUUCCCAUUGGACGAUGUGUAUUUUGGGUUCUUGGCUUUAGCAGCAAAUCUAACCUUUCGCCACGAUGAACGGUUCCAUGUGUAUGGAUUGGCCUAUAACGUGUGCAGGUACCAGCAGGCACUGGUGGUUCAUGGGAUUGGGCCAGAACGUAUGAUGAAAAUAUACAAUGAGGUGCAGAAAGCACAGUGCAAGGACUGAGACCACGCGCCUUCUGGAUGGGACGAGAGCUCGCUGCUCUCUGAGUAACAAGAAAACCGUAAUCAUGUUUUAGACAUAAUUAGCAUUGAUGUCAACAUGAUCAAAACAUUUUCUAUUUACAUUUCUAUGCACAGUUGGGCAGAAAUACAGAUUUUAGAAUAUCAGUACAAUGAAAAGCAUAUUUUUCACAUUUGUACUCCACAAGGAAUGAGCUCAUUGAUGACAGACUGAAAGGAGCAUUGCUUCUGAUGAGUUAACAAUAAUAGGUGGAGAUCUAUCAAGAUUAUGAAAGAAUUUACUUUGAUUCCAAGGUUCAAGCUUAUAGGUGUCAUAUUAGAUAGCCUAGAUUAAAAUUGGCUAACUUGGACUCAGGAAAUGCUUAAAACGACACUUAAGACCAUCAAUGUCUAGUUCUGGGAACAGAUAGCCCCCACCUGAGCUGUCUCUCCUAAAUCAGUCUGUUCCUUCUCUUUCCCGGAACUUAUUUGUUAUAUGUACAUGACUUUCAUCCCUAUGUCUUAUCUGUACUGCCUUAACCAAUUCACUCCCUUCCUACUACUGUUAUAUGAGUAUUUGCACGUAAGCACUUACUUUUAAUUUAUAAAAACACAACUGACAAAAUAAAGGUCAGAGGCUUAUUUUGAUAAUCAACACGAGUCUGGUGUCUAAUUCACGCUUCUCCAAGUGCACUUGAAAAUAACAAUUUGGGUUCUCCUGAAUAUAACAAAGAUUGAUAUUGGAUCUAUAACAAUAAGUGCAGUGAAACCCGGGAUCAGACAAAUCCAGUCCUUUAGGACCCAGGAAGAGGAUCUCGGAGGUCUUACGAGGC
Molecule: messenger RNA, 1929 nt
Organism: Pelobates fuscus (common spadefoot toad)
Lineage: Eukaryota; Metazoa; Chordata; Amphibia; Anura; Pelobatidae
Product: acetylgalactosaminyl-O-glycosyl-glycoprotein beta-1,3-N-acetylglucosaminyltransferase-like
Exons: 3
Coding region: 27-1100 (357 amino acids)
Cellular component (GO): Golgi membrane
Molecular function (GO): UDP-glycosyltransferase activity; hexosyltransferase activity
Source: RefSeq, a predicted model, not a curated record